GCAGUUCAACCGGUUGUCGAUACUGAGAAAUAGUAACGCGAAACAUUAACAGUACAAUAAAAUAGUAAACAAUUUCGUACGCCGAUAAGGAGAUCAGGUUUGCUUUUAAUGUGCCGAAUUCGACAGAAGAGCCUUGGACACAGGCGAAAGCGUUUUUUUUUUAGCUUCACUCGUUUUUACCGUUACACUGCAUCGACCCCUAAAUUAUAGCAGCCUCGAAGCCUACAAAAUUUUGAUAACUUUCUCAAAAACGUGUAAGACUUAAAUAAAUGUCCUCGGAGGGGAUCAGUAAAAUUUAUGUUACGCUUAUUGCGCAUACAGAAAUGAUAUUUUACCACGACGAUGACGCCAAGCUGUUUGGCCAACGCUUCGUAAUUUUAGCGAUUCAUAAUUAAUUUUUUUUAUCAAUAUGAAAACGUUAUCGGAUAAACGCGAUUUAUCUAUUAUUGAGCAAUUGAUAAUUUACACUUAGUUUUUCGUGAAAUGUUGAGGUGUUAAGAAUGGCAGAUAAAGUGAAAAAGAAACCGUUUUUUACGCUUAAGCGUUGGAAUAGUCAAAAGCAAAGCGACUACGUUUUGGGAACGAUCAGUCCAAUAACACCGUCGCCGCGGGGACAGUCUCAGGAUAACACAGAGUUGUGCAGGUCACACAACUCACUAGCGACUCGGACGAUGAAUUCCGUUUCAGAUUCUAAGCCUAGAAAGUUAUCUGCGGGCGGUAUCAAGGAAUUGGUUCAGUGUCCGCUAUGUCUUGACGUACUUCACAAUCCGAAGAUGCUACCAUGUCAGCACACAUUCUGCAUGACCUGUCUCAAUUCUUAUAUUGGCGAUAAACCUAUAUUUGAAUGUCCAAUAUGCAAAACGAAAAUACAAGUACAAGGACCGAAUUUCAUAAGAGAUUUGCCUUCGAAUCUAUACAUAGAUUCGUUAUUGAAUAUAGUGGGUAUUCAUAAUAAGCCCCAGAAGAAUCCAGAAACACCUCCAGCGACUCCAACUACACCUGGCACUCAAAGCGUGGAUCUCUUCGCUGUUGGGCUCCGAUGUUCGAAUUGCAAAAGCCAUUGUGACAAUACAAAUAUUACUUCAUGCGAACAUUGUAGAUUGAAAUUCUGCGGUGUCUGCUGGUCCCAACAUUUAGACGAUAUGAGAACUCAAAUAGGAUCAAUAUUGAAACAGCUCGAUUCUGCUACCAAUCGACUCAAUCACAAAAUAGAACAUUUUAAGGAUCGUUGCGAACGUAUUACUGAACAGAUAAACAAAACGGCUGAAGAUAAGAUCAACGCUAUAAUCGAUUCCAAAAACAAUAUGCUGAUUGAAGCGGUGAGCUUGCAGAAAUCUGGCGAUAUGUCUGCUUUGGCGCUAAAGACUUCGUUGGAGGAAGCCAAAACAGUCGCUUCGAAGGCUAUGACAGUAUCGGAUGGCGUUAACAUAGAUGGCGAGCAACAAGUAACAACAUUCAUGAAUCUUCAUCAAAAUGCAAUACAAUUACUAACGGACGUAAUAAAAUGGGACACGGAAGGAUUCGUUUUCGAUAAAGAGAACUUCACGUUGGAAGUUGAUUCAACUACACCAGUUGACGCUGAAUCGGAAGACCCAGUGUCUGAAGGAUCUAAACAUAACGAUCCGUUGGAAAGCGAGGAGAGUCUAGUCACUUAUUACAGAUCCCGUAAUUUCAUACCACACUAUGUGUGGCGUAAAACCUCGCGACCGAGCGGUGUCGGUCUGAGUCCGUGGGACAGUCAUCUUUACGUCUGCGGAAUGGACAGUCAUAGCGUGAUGGUGGUAGAACGUGCGCAGGCGAAGAUCGUGACGCGUCUGACGUGCGAUGAGAUGUUAUGUCCUGUCCAGAUCGCGUUUAUGAAGAGUCAGGGCGAAAUUUAUGUCACCGACAAAUGGAAACACUGCAUCCAUGUUUUCUCCAAAGACGGUCUGUACUUAAGGUCCAUCGGUCAUAAAGGCAGCAGAGUCGGCAUGUUUCGCUCUCCCGAGGGUAUUGCCACAGACAACGCUAAUAAUCUUAUUUAUGUUGCUGAUACUGGAAACGAUAGGGUACAGAUUAUACAACCUGAUGGAAAAUUCGUUGACCAAAUAGGAGUUUAUAACAAACUGAAACCAACGGGUAAUACCACAUUGUGGGAAACCAAAGAAGUAAUCUGCACGGAACUAAACACACCCACUGCGGUCGCCCUGACCGCCGAUCGAAUAAUCAUACUGGACAGCGGAAACCGACGCGUCAAAGUGUACAAUAAAAAUGAUAAAGGAAAAAUUCUCGAAUUCGGCUCUACGGGUCAGAGAAAAGGCCAGUUCAGACAACCAGAAGUUUUGGCUGUAGAUCCUAUGGGCUACAUAUUAGUUGGAGACUCUGGGAAUUGCAGAGUCCAGGUGUUCAAGCCGACAGGACAGCUGGUCAGAGUAUUCGGAGGCUUCGGCACUCAACCCGGCAAAUUCGGGUGGAUAUCCGGAAUACACGUCACAAAGCAUUUAGAUAUUAUAAUUUGCGAUACCAAAAACCACACCGUGAAUUUUCUGUAAAUCUCCAUGAAAAACAAUUCUAUGCUAUUAAUAUGUUUUUGUGAUACGUCUGUUGGGUACAUAGUAAUAUAUUUAAAAUUCUAUUGUAUGUGCGUAUGUCACUGAACUCCCCCUAAACGGCUGGACCGAUUUGAAUGAAUUUUUUUGUAUGCGUUUUAGUGUCGCCCUGGAUAGUUUAGAUUCAUAAAUCAGCCCGGCAGAUGGCAUUGCAGUCUUUAUCUAGGUUAUUUAUCUAUAUUGCAAUUAAACGGCUGGAUCGACUUGAAUGAAUUUUUGUGUAUGCAUUCACAGGACAACGUCUGUCGGGUCCGCUAGUAAGUAAUAUAAAGUUAGUUGUUUCACCAAAUGAGUUAAUACAGAUUACGAUUUUGAAAAUAGACCGGUAUAAUAUGAAUAUUUUUUUUAUUUUUUUUAAGUGAUUUUAUGACCUGGUAUCUAAGACCUUUAAGUCAUGUCUUAUUUUAAUUUAUAUUCUUAUAUUUAUGAAAAAUGAUAAUAUGGAGUGAAAUGAAAUGAAAAUGAUUAAUUUGAGACAUUAAUCAACUGGGAUGAAAUUCAAUGAAAUGAGAUUAUAUGGGAUGAAAUAUAAUCUUAGUAAAAUGGUAGUCAUUUACUAAGAUUUUUCAGUGGACUUUUUGGAGGAUCCCGAGAAGUUGCGUCCAGCGACUUUGUUUCAUUUUCCCACAUUUGUGCACUUUCACAGAUAUUAAACAUUUAAUAAACCACGAUUAUUACACAUUUAAAUCCGAAGAAACACUAAAUAGACAAAACAAAACAAAUCACACCACUUCACUCCUCGCGUUCCCGCCAAAAAGUCGUAUGAAUAUUUAAAUUCGUUCACAACAUAGAUUACUUGAAAUAUAUACGAUAAACGACGUA
Molecule: messenger RNA, 3410 nt
Organism: Bombyx mori (domestic silkworm)
Lineage: Eukaryota; Metazoa; Arthropoda; Insecta; Lepidoptera; Bombycidae
Product: RING finger protein nhl-1
Exons: 9
Coding region: 501-2531 (676 amino acids)
Biological process (GO): proteasome-mediated ubiquitin-dependent protein catabolic process; negative regulation of translation; protein polyubiquitination
Molecular function (GO): ubiquitin protein ligase activity; translation repressor activity; protein binding
Source: RefSeq, a predicted model, not a curated record